Vigna unguiculata (cowpea) is the source of this 2437-nucleotide messenger RNA. Its product is annotated as receptor-like protein kinase FERONIA pseudogene. NCBI's taxonomy places the organism in Eukaryota, Viridiplantae, Streptophyta, Magnoliopsida, Fabales, Fabaceae. The record is from RefSeq and is a predicted model, not a curated record.
CCAAUUCAAUUACUCCUUUCCAGUCUCCGCAGGCGCCAAAUUCCUUCGCCUCUUCUUCUACCCUGCCGAUUACCCUUCCUUUCCACGCACCCACGCAUCUUUCACCGUUCAAUCCAACCAAUUCACUCUUCUUCAAGCUUUCAACGCCUCCCUUAACGCCGACGCUCAAGCCACCGACAAUAUCUUCAAAGAAUAUGUGGUCAACGUCAAAGACGGCGAGAGUCUUAUCCUUACCUUCACUCCCUCCCAUCCAAACUCCUACGCUUUCAUCAAUGGAAUCGAGGUGCUUUCCAUGCCAACCGAUUUAUAUUACACGCCACUAGAUGAUGUAGGAUUCACGCUCGUGGGACAUGGUACGCAAUUCAGCGUCCAAAGCAGCACUGCCAUGGAAACAGUGUAUCGUAUUAAAGCCGGAGGACAAGAAAUCCCACCACAAAACGACACCGGUUUGUUCAGGGGUUGGGCUGACGAACAAGGCUAUUUUAUCAAACACAAUCCAAGGAAUGAUGAUCUACCAGCUGACUUGGAUGGGAAAAUGAACAUAACAGUGAAUCCCGAUUACUUGGCACCAAAGGAACUGUUCAGAACAGCGCGUAGCAUGGGCAGAAACGCCACUCUGAACAAAAUGAGCAACCUCACUUGGGAGUUCCCCGUUGAUGCUGGCUUCACUUACGUUCUCAGGCUCCACUUCUGCGAGCUUGAUCCCAAUAUUAAUGACAUCGGUAACAGGCAGUUCCACAUUUACAUAGCAAGCAUGUUGGCUGACGACCGUGCAGAUGUAAUGAAAUGGAGUCAGAAACAAAAAGGUCUAGCUGUGCUCAGAAACUACGCAGUUUUGAUUCCCAACAAUGGGACUCAGAAAAAGUUUAAUCUCUCGCUUCAAAUGCACCCUUACGGAAGCAGUGUCGAUUCGAAAUACGCAGACGCCUUCCUGAACGGUCUCGAGAUCUUCAAAAUCAAUACAAACAACCUCGCCGGACCCAACCCGGACCCGGUCCAGACUCCAGAGAACAGCAUCCCCGGAAAGCCCGGCAGAGAAAGCAGAACGACGAUAAUUGAUGUCGUCGUAGGGGUUGGAAUCGGGGUCGUUUUUAUCUCCCUUGUGAUUUUGGUUGUUGUCUUGAGAUGCAAGAGAGUCACCGAAAGGAAUUCCAAGGAUUACAAAUCCAAGUCGAUCACAGCCACACAGAAGGUUUUCCUACCGUCCGAUCUCUGCCGCCACUUCUCCCUGGAUGAGAUCGAAGCUGCCACCAAUAACUUCGACGAUGUCUUCAUCGUUGGCGUCGGGGGAUUCGGUCACGUGUACAAGGGUUACAUCGACGACGGUUUCACCCCGGUCGCAAUCAAGCGCCUGAAACCGGGUUCUCAGCAGGGUGUGCACGAGUUCUUGAACGAGAUCGAGAUGUUAUCGCAGCUCCGCCAUCUUCAUCUAGUUUCCCUAAUCGGAUACUGCAACGAGAUGAACGAGAUGAUACUGGUCUACGAUUUCAUGGCGCGUGGCACCCUACGCGAUCAUCUCUACAACACCGAUAACCCCCCUCUCUCGUGGAAGCAGCGCUUGCAGAUAUGCAUCGGCGCCGCGCGUGGGCUGCACUAUCUCCACACAGGCGGGAAGCACACGAUCAUCCACCGCGAUGUCAAAACGACGAACAUCUUGUUAGAUGAUAAGUGGAUGGCGAAGGUUUCAGACUUUGGUCUUUCAAGAAUUGGGCCUACAGACACAGACAAGUCCCACGUGAGUACCCAUGUGAAGGGAAGCUUUGGCUACAUAGAUCCCGAGUAUUACAAACGAUUUCGCUUAACGGAAAAGUCUGAUGUUUUCUCGUUCGGGGUUGUGCUCUUUGAGAUACUGUGUGGUCGUCCAGCUUUGAUUCACAGUGCGGAGACGCAACAGGUGUCGCUUUCUAAUUGGGUGAAACAUUGUGAUCGAAAUGGGAGCAUAGCAGAGAUUGUGGAUCCCACGAUAAAGACAAAGAUUGCGCCUGAGUGCCUGAAGAAGUUUUGUGAGAUUGGGAUGAAUUGUUUGUUGGAAGAUGGAACGCAGAGGCCGCGCAUGAAGGAUGUGGUUGCAAUGCUGGAGUUUACGCUCCGGCUACAAGAAAGUGCAGAGCAACCGGCAAUUGAAAAAGGAGAGAAAAUUAGUGAGGAUAGCUUUUCUACUACUGACUUGAACGUGACUACUACGACUUCGACCAGUGAAGACAAUAGCUAUAGUAAUGAUACGGUGUCGUCUUGGACUCCUUUCUCCGAAAUUAUUGAUCCAAAGCCGCGUUGACCCAAUCAAAUUAACGCACCUCACCAGAAGGACAAUAAAAACCAGAGAAAUGAUAGGUUGAGAGAACACUUUUUUUUACCACCUUAAAAAUAAUUUGUAAUUUAAAUUAACUUGUAUUAUAUGAAAGUAGUAAAAAAACUUAUCAUUUCUUUAAAAGGACCU